AUGGACGACCGAAUAUCCCAAUUGCCAAUACCUAUACUUCACAAAAUUCUCUGUUUCCUCCCCCAAAAAGAAGCCGUCAGAACUUGUCUACUCUCCAAACAUUGGCACCAUAUAGGUUCAACCCGCCCCAACCUCGAAUUUUCCAAAAAAUGGUUCAAAAUCAACGACACACAAGAAACGUUUGUCCCCGUCGUUGACCGAACUCUACAACGUUGCCGUGAUCAAAACCGCUCCAAACUGCACCGCAUUAUCUCUCUCCUCCUAUGCAGACAAUGGCGGCGCAACAAUGGAUCAACUCGCCCCAACCUCGACUCUUCCAAAAAAUUGUUCAACACUACACAACAAAACUUUGUCUCUGUAACCGAACGAACCCUACAAGGAUACCGUGAUCACAACCUCUCCAUAAACAAACUCCAUCUCGACUUAUUCAGGCCCCUCUCACAACCGGUCAUCUCCCUUCUCGACAAAUGGAUCCCGAUAAUAGCCGCCCUCAACAUAAAAGCCUUCAAACUCAACUUUGAUUUAUAUACUCCUCCAUAUUACGAGUUGCCCUCGGCAGUCUUCUUAGCCGAGUCCCUCGAAGAACUACACCUGAGCAAAUGCAGGCUGAGCCCGGCAAAGAGCGUGAAGUUUAAAUGUUUGCGCACGCUCACCCUCGAACAUGUCCAAGUUGAUGGCGGGAAUUUGGAGAAUAUAUUGUCGGGCUGCCCUUUGCUCGGGCGCCUGGUCCUUAAUAGUUGUAAGGGGUUGAGAAACAUUAGAAUUGAAGGGCUCAAGCACUUUAAAUUGUCUGAUAACGAGUGGAUUAAAGGGCGUAGCAUCGAAAUCGAUGCCCCGAAUCUCGAGACGGUCUCCAUCUGGGGCUUAUGGAUUUGGUCACACCGCCAAAGCACAUUCUUGUUCUCCCGUCUCACGAGUUUGGAGCUCUAUUAUGUGAAACUGUCGAGUGAGUCGUUCGACCUGUUAUCGUUGGGCUGCCCAACUCUUGAGAGCUUGACCCUACAUGAAUGCUCCGGUUUCAAGGAAAUCUAUCUUGCAAAUGAUUCGGUGAAGAACUUGUGCAUCUGGACCGGCAAAAUAUUGCUUAGAGGAGUUACGAUUUGUGCCCCCAACCUUGUCGAUUUUGAAUUCAUUACCCCAACUUCCCAGGUUCCCGACACAUUCUCUUUCACGACCACUACUUCCAAGGAGUGGGAUUCAAAUAUACUCCUCUCUUCACGUGAGGAUGAUUCCGAUUUCGACGCCAAUUCAUGGUUCCUUAAGCUGAGGCGAAUGCUCAAGGCACUAAGUGGGUCUCGAAUUUCUCUGAUUCUGGAGAUGGACGGCGGCCCUCUGGACUUCAGUCAUCUUCUCAGUGACCAUCCUCCAGUGGUGGUGGAGGACUUGACAUUUAGUACUCGUAAAUUUCGCACGGCAUCCUGGUACUCGGGCUUUACGAAUGGCUUGUUUCGUGUUUGUCGACCGAGGCACAUAUGGGGUUGUACGAACAGGCUCUCGGAGUUUCAGUUCAACAUCUUGCUUGCAAACGAGAGCCUCGGGCACGAUCUGGAGCAAGUUCGUGUGAAAACUGUCAGUGGGAAAAUAUGGCAGCUCGUGGAGUGGACGGACCUUUCGGAAUUGAGAAACAGGACGUAUACGUAUGACAGUUUAAUGUGCCUUGAGUUGAAAUGGAGAGGUCAGAAGACGGCAUAA
This is a messenger RNA of Striga asiatica, 1692 nucleotides long. The record is from the annotation of a GenBank genome assembly. NCBI's taxonomy places the organism in Eukaryota, Viridiplantae, Streptophyta, Magnoliopsida, Lamiales, Orobanchaceae.